GCCCGGAAGUAAACAUUGCCGGACUAGUUUCGUUUCUAUCGGAUGGUUGUGGGGUAGGCUGCGGCCAGACCGGGUCAUCAUGUCGGCCGCAGCUGUGGACACGGUUAAUGCUGCACCCCUAUCGGGGUCCAAAGAAAUGAAUUUGGAAGAACCAAAGAAGAUGACUCGAGAGGACUGGAGAAAGAAGAAGGAGCUAGAAGAACAGCGAAAACUGGGUAAUGCUCCAGCAGAAGUUGAUGAAGAGGGAAAAGACAUCAACCCUCAUAUUCCUCAGUAUAUUUCUUCAGUGCCAUGGUAUAUUGAUCCAUCAAAAAGACCUACUUUAAAGCAUCAGAGACCACAACCAGAGAAACAAAAGCAAUUCAGCUCAUCUGGGGAAUGGUAUAAGAGGGGAGUAAAAGAGAAUUCCAUAACUACUAAGUACCGCAAAGGAGCAUGUGAAAAUUGUGGGGCCAUGACACACAAAAAGAAAGACUGCUUUGAGAGACCUAGGCGAGUUGGUGCCAAAUUUACAGGUACUAAUAUAGCUCCAGAUGAACAUGUCCAGCCUCAACUGAUGUUUGACUAUGAUGGAAAAAGAGAUCGGUGGAAUGGCUAUAAUCCAGAAGAACACAUGAAAAUUGUGGAAGAAUAUGCCAAAGUUGAUCUGGCCAAACGAACUUUGAAAGCCCAGAAACUGCAAGAAGAAUUAGCCUCAGGAAAACUAGUGGAACAAGCUAAUUCUCCAAAACACCAGUGGGGAGAAGAGGAACCAAAUUCUCAAAUGGAAAAAGAUCACAACAGUGAAGAUGAGGAUGAAGACAAAUAUGCAGAUGAUAUUGACAUGCCAGGACAGAAUUUUGACUCUAAGAGACGAAUUACUGUCCGGAAUCUCAGGAUUCGAGAAGAUAUUGCAAAAUACUUGAGAAAUUUAGAUCCAAAUUCUGCCUACUAUGAUCCAAAAACUAGAGCAAUGAGAGAGAAUCCUUAUGCCAACGCUGGAAAGAAUCCAGAUGAAGUGAGUUAUGCAGGAGAUAACUUUGUUAGAUACACAGGAGAUACCAUCUCAAUGGCUCAGACACAGUUGUUUGCUUGGGAAGCCUAUGACAAAGGAUCUGAAGUGCAUCUACAGGCAGAUCCUACAAAACUAGAGCUGUUGUAUAAGUCCUUCAAAGUCAAAAAGGAAGACUUCAAAGAACAGCAAAAAGAAAGCAUCCUAGAAAAGUAUGGUGGCCAAGAACACUUGGAUGCUCCUCCAGCUGAAUUGCUUUUAGCCCAGACCGAAGACUAUGUAGAAUACUCAAGACAUGGUACAGUCAUCAAAGGACAAGAGCGAGCUGUUGCCUGCUCCAAAUAUGAGGAGGAUGUAAAGAUCCACAACCAUACACAUAUCUGGGGAUCUUACUGGAAGGAUGGCCGAUGGGGAUACAAAUGCUGUCACUCUUUUUUCAAGUUUUCCUAUUGUACUGGAGAAGCUGGAAAGGAUAUUGUUAAUUCAGAAGAAUGUAUUAUAAAUGAUGUAAGUGGAGAAGAAUCUGUGAAAAAACCUCAAACCCUCAUGGAAAUGCAUCAGGAAAAACUAAAAGAAGAGAAAAAGAAGAAGAAAAAGAAAAAGAAGAAGCACCGAAAGAGCAGCUCAGAUAGUGAGGAUGAAGAAAAGAAACAUGAAAAAUUGAAAAAGGCACUGAAUGCAGAAGAGGCCCGCCUUCUUCAUGUUAAGGAGAUCAUGCAGGUUGAUGAGAGGAAACGGCCUUACAAUAGCAUAUAUGAAACUCGGGAACCCACCGAAGAGGAAAUGGAGGCCUACAGAAUGAAACGGCAGAGGCCAGAUGACCCCAUGGCCUCUUUCCUUGGACAGUAACUAGUCGUAGAAAUUCAUCCAGGAUAGAUUCAGCUGACAUAGUCUUUUCAACUUCUUGCUCAUGAUUGUAGACUGGAAAAAUCCUUGUCUACUCUUCUUUGCUGACUAACUUUAAUAAAGCUUUCAGAAGUCCCAAAGUAAAUUCAUUCUUUUCCACACUGAAGAAGUGAAGAACUCAAACAGAAAGUACAUUAAGUGUGGAGUAAGAUUGGAAAUAGUCUAAUUUUUAUAUUAGUGAUAUGGAAAAACCUUCACUACUUACCAAGAAUGUUUUGUACUUAACAGUUAAGUCUCAAACUGUUUCCUCAAUUUUUUUUGGCCUUCUGUCUAGUAUUAGCACACACAUUGAAAGUAGAUUAGUUACUCUUUCUCAAAACUAGGGCUUCAUUUUUUUUUUAAUGACUAGCAAUUACAGUUGUAAUUUAACUCUGUUAUUAGUUAUUUUGUAAUCACUUGUUUUUACCUUAUCAGGUUUUCCUGGUCUGAAAUGAAAAAAGUUAUUUUUACCUUGGUCUUUGGGUCACUAUUUUCUCAUUCUUGAGUCAAUAUAAUAGUACUUUUACUACUAUUGGAAAAAUACUAGAAAAACAGAAAUUCUUUCAUUUAUCAUAGUAGAUAUGGUUUGUAAUAUUUUGUUAUUUAUUAUGCCUUUAUGUAAUGAUCAUGAUAUUAAGUUAGAUUGUAAGAGAGUGCAGAAUAUCUGAGAGAUACCUAAUCUUCAUAGCUAGCAGGUGUCACUUUGUAAAAUUUACAGGGAUCAAAACCUGAAGUUGGAGGUUUCUUCAGAGAAUUGUAAUGAUAGCUUGUAUGGAUCUUAGUAACUGAGAUCACUAUGAUCCCCAGGACACUUUAUAAAAAUAAUGCUGAUAGAGCA
Molecule: messenger RNA, 2714 nt
Organism: Urocitellus parryii (Arctic ground squirrel)
Lineage: Eukaryota; Metazoa; Chordata; Mammalia; Rodentia; Sciuridae
Gene: Slu7
Product: spliceosome associated SLU7
Biological process (GO): mRNA splicing, via spliceosome
Cellular component (GO): spliceosomal complex
Molecular function (GO): pre-mRNA 3'-splice site binding
Source: RefSeq, a predicted model, not a curated record